Molecule: messenger RNA, 8257 nt
Organism: Linum trigynum
Lineage: Eukaryota; Viridiplantae; Streptophyta; Magnoliopsida; Malpighiales; Linaceae
Source: the annotation of a GenBank genome assembly
GACAACCAUCAGGCUAUUUCUAGCCGUUGCAGCAUCCCAGAACUGGCACAUUCGGCAAUUGGAUGUCACAACGCAUUCCUACAUGGAGACUUAGACCAGGAAGUUUAUAUGAAACUGCCACCUGGUUAUGUUCCUCCAUCUGGUCUCAAAAACCCAGUUUGCAGACUUAAGAAAUCUAUCUAUGGUCUCAAGCAGGCAACCAGACAAUGGUUCACCAAGCUUGCUGACAAAUUGCACUCACAAGGAUACACUGCAAGCAAGGUAGAUCAUUCUCUUUUCUACAAACAAUCUGGUACUUCCUACACAUGUAUCCUGGUCUAUGUUGACGAUUUAGUCAUUGGAGGAAAUGACAUCGCAGAAAUUGAACAUUUAAAGUCAUUUCUACAUCAAACAUUCAGCAUCAAGGAUAUGGGGGCUCUAAAAUUUUUCCUGGGCAUAGAGGUAGCAAGAAGCAAAAAGGGCAUUCACAUUUCUCAAAGGAAGUAUACAUUAGAAAUUCUGGAAGAGGCAGACCUCCUCAAUUUCAAAUCUGCCACUACCCCUAUGGAUUACAAGCUUCAUCUCUCAGCAGACCACACUGAUCCCUUUCCUAAUCCAGAAGCCUACAGGAGAUAGGUUGGCAAACUAAUCUAUCUCACAACUACCCGCCCAGACAUCAGUUAUGCAACACAGCAAGUCAGCCAAUACAUGUCCAACCCAAGUAAUUCUCAUUACAAAGCAGUGAUAAGGAUCCCGCAUUACCUCAGGUCUGCUCCUACAAGUGGAUUGUUCUUCCCAGCCAAUUCCAAUCUUCACCUGAAGGCCUUCAGUGACUCAGACUGGGCUGCCUGUGUCGACACCAGACACUAAGUAACUGGAUACUAUGUCUACUUGGGUGAUUCUCUAGUCUCGUGGAAGUGCAAAAAGCAAACAACCAUCUCCCGCUCUUCCUGCGAAGCAGAGUAUCGCGCAUUGGCAUUCACGACUUGUGAGGUACAUUGGCUCCUUUAUCUUCUCAAUGACUUUCAGAUUCCACAUCCACAGCCUGCAACCAUCUACUGUGACAACCAAUCGGCGAUUUACAUCGCUGAGAAUCCCACAUUCUACGAACGGACGAAGCAUAUCGAACUUGAUUGCCACUUCGUCCGUGAGAAACUGCUCUCUAAAACCAUCAAGAUUCUUCAUGUGUCCUCUGUCCACCAGCUCGCUGAUCUAUUCACGAAGCCGUUUUUCACCAAAGCUAUUUAAAUCCUCAACGGUCGACAACGGAGCAGAGUCGUCUUCAAAGGGGAAGGAGAUGACCCAAAGCGUCGUCGUUCCAUCAUCAACAGAGUUAAAGAAACAUUCUUGGAGCGAUGUCGUUUCUGGCAAAGUGCCAAUCAAUACCUGAUCUUUAUGUUUCAACAUUUUACCCUUUUAAGCCUGUACUUUCUUUUUCCCUACGUUUUGUCUUCUUUCUUGAAUUGUAAGCAACAACUGAACCUUGUACUGUUUUACCCAGCUAUAUAAGCUAGAGAGUGAAAUGAGAACACUCAGGUGAUUAGGGUUUUUCCAAUCUGAAACGUUGUUAUUAGAUCAUCGUUGUUUAUUAACAUAUAAUUGAGCAAAAUCAAAUCAAUUGGAAACAUUAAAGUUCUACUGGAAUGAAAUUUGUGAAACUUGGUUCAAAACUUUAAUUUUUCUUCUUCACAGGACAGAAAUGGUUACCUAUCUAACCGAGAUGAAAAACUUGGAAGAUAAUUCGCGUAAAUGCUACCAAGAGUCCGUAGCAUUGGAUUAAGACGCUUUUGUCACGAUGAUGUUAUUAGACGGCUGCUUUCUCGUCCAACUAAUGUGCAAAUACGAUCGAAUUAUUCAGAGACGAUUAGGGAACGAUGAAAUCGACUAUAUCUUUGGUGACGAAGAGAGAUUGUUCAAGGUGAUACGAGAUAUAGUUUUGCUAGAGAAUCAGUUGCCGUUCUUUGUUCUUCAGAAAAUCUUCGACAUGACCAACUCUGGAAAAGACGGGAAAAACUUGGUCACAAUGAUGUCCUUCAUGAUCAGGCAUGCCUUUGGGCGUUUGAACUUCAUCCCUAGGAGGCUGUCUAGUUCUAUCGAAACAUACUCCCAUGUGUUAGGAUUAGCCCACUGUAAUUGGUUAACCCAUAAACCAAACGAUUUGGUUAACCGAGAUACAGUGAGGAACAACAAUGCCUUGUACAAGUGGAUACCGUGUGCCACCAGACUGAAGGAAUUCGGAGUAGCCUUCGAAAGGAUGGAAGAAACAAACUUGUUCGAUGCAAAGUACAAAGGUGGAGUGUUGAGAAUGCCAGGCUUGAUCAUAAAUGAUGACUCGGAGACCUUACUCAGGAAUUUGAUGGCGUACGAGAAGUUGAGAUUACCCGAGGAGGGUUUGAAAUACGCUAGCGAGUACAUUCUGCUUUUGAGCUGCCUUGUGAAUUCUGAGGAGGACGUUAAGUUAUUGAGCAGAUGUGGGAUCCUUGUGAAUAAAUUGGACAAAACAAAGGACAAAGUUGUUCUAAGACUGAUCCGACGUCUCGAGCACUCAAAUUCUUGCGCGCAGGUGUGUUUCUACUCCAACAUAUUUGAAGAAAUCAACCAACGAAUCCAAAACAGACGGCACAGGUGGAUGCGGGCAAUCAGGAAAAACGUGUUCAAAGAUCCUUGGCACGUGAUUGCCUUUAUGGUUGGCGUUUUGCUUUUCAUGAUGCAAGUUUUUCAGCUUGUCCUGCUUCCCGUUUGGCUUGGCUUCUCAAAAUGAGAAUAGGAACAGAGAAAGACAGUGACUUCUUCACUGCUGGCGUUUCUCCUCCUAUGGCGGUGGCAGGCCUUUGGUUUGGUGAGUCAAUUACCUCAACUCUCAAAUUUUUGGGUUGUAGUAGCUGCUUUCAUUCAUCUCUAUGUCAAUCCAAAUAUGUAAUUAGCUCUAUUGAUAUCACGCAAGCUUUUUUCAUGCAUAGACAUUCUUUUUAUCGAUUCCUUCCUGGGUGUUCCUUUAGAUUCUUCUCUAGGAGGUUUGAUGUAGGGAAUAAUCUCACUAUUAAGGUCCAUGAUUCUCCUGCUACCUAUAAUCAUGCGGUUUUGAGUUCUGCAUUGCUUAACUAGCUAUUGGACUAGAGGUCUCUGUUUCCCCUACAUCUAGAGGCUUAACUAGCACUGCAUUCUUUGAAAUAGUGAGUUAAGUUAUGUUUAAUCUCAAAGAUGAGAUGCCUGAUCCUCGAACUAAUCGAACCAAAACCAAUACAUGUAUUUGCAUGCCUUUUUGACAGCCUUAAAAUGUAGCUCGCUCUCUCUAUUGUUUGUUGAUCUUCUUGGAUCGGACUAACUCUCUAACAUAUGACAUGGAUUCUGAUUUCACUUCAUUCUACAGGAGUAUUCACUCACAGGAGUGAUGGUUCUUGCUAGGUCGUCCUAUGUUUCGAACAGAUUGUUAUGAGUUGGGAUGGUGUGUCAUAGAUAGUCAUGUGUUACAAGCUGAGUACUGAGCUGCAUGACUGAAUAUGCAAUGUUGAAUAUAUCGAUGCGAUGGGAGGAGUCUGUACAGCAGAUGCCAAGUGGUAUAACGAGGUGGUGGAUCCGUUUAUUUUGGAGUUGUUGGAUCGAUUAGUGUAAUGUAAGCGCAGGGUCUGCUGGAUCAAAUGACCUUUCUCGGUCAUGCGUAGGUGGUUAUUAAUAUAUGAGAUGGGAUGUGAGGGGAGCUACUUUGCUGGUGGAGAUUGUUACUAUGUUGGAUUUGUCACUUAAUCAUCAGCUGGUUUUUAUUGAUGGUAUAGGUAAGGAUAGCCAAUUCAAUGAGUUGUAAACCUUUUCAUUUGUCACAUCUAUUCACAAGGUUCGACUCUUGAUGGCCUAGAAAUUUGACUAUCUAACUCCCUUGCAUAUACAGCAACGUUCAUCACUUGCAUUUUGUUCUCAGCGGUCGGAUCCUGGAGGCUUGCUCUUGAUGUUUUCCCUCAAUGGUACUGUUUGUCGGUCCCUGUCUUAUAUUUGUGAAGAUCAUGAAUAAUUUCAUUGAUACAGAAGCUUGAAACUUAUGCCAUUGCUGGUGGCAUUGCAGAACAAGUGAUUUCAUCAAUCAGUAUACUCUUUAUGUAGCCGAACGUCAAACACUGGAGAAGUUCAGCAAUGCACUUUCAGAAGACCUUGGCAUUGGACAUAAAGCAAAGUCUUGCCAAGGGUAUUAUGAUGGGGUGUGUUGAAAUUGUUUUACUUGGAUUGGGCUUUUUGAGGCUUGGCUUGUUGCUUAUCUGGCGACUGAAAAGUGACAAAAGGGUAGCUCCUUUUUUGUGGCUUCAUUGCAGGAAUGUGAGUUAUCGGUUAUCUUUGAUUUGAUUGCAUUUUGUUGGAUGAUCUAGUCAGUUAUUUCAGUUGUCAGAUUUGGGAUUCAUUUCCUUCAUUUGCGACCCUGCAGGAGUAUAGUGAGUGUAUUGUCAAAUCUAGCAGCCGCUACUGAAGCAACUGAUGCUGCUACUCGUAUUCUUGAAUUGGUUGAUAGAUCUCCUCAGACUCAGAAGACAAAAAAGGGCAAGGUUUGUCUCAUCUAAGAUGCGCAUGAUUUCAUUGUUAUGCUACCCGAUUGAUAUGGCACCCAGGUGAGCCCAUUUGUACUGAAAACUCUUCCAAGAACAUGCAUAUCUCUGUGUUCUAGAUUUUUUUUCUUCUUUUGAUUUCUCAGGUUGCCAUAGCAAGAGCCCUUAUCAGAAAACCGAAAAUAUUGCUGCUUGAUGAAGCAUUCAGUGCUUUUGACACAGAAUCUGAAGGAAUGGUGCAGUUGCAGUUGAUCAGGCAACCAUAGGCUGGAUAAUAAUCACUGUUGCUCUCCAAUGUCGACUUUUUCAAGUCCUACUACAUCUACAUCCAGCGGCACUCCAUAUUCCUAUUCUCUACAGUAUGAUAUUUCAAAGGCUUUGAAAACUAUUACCCUGCAGCGCUGCUCCUUCUCUCAUGGAGGUUGCUGGAGAUGAAUGCUCCGGAAUGGCGUUCUGACUUGAUUGGAUGUUUGGCAGCAAUAGUCGAGGAUCAUCCCAAUCAAUAAAUGCUUAUUCUGUGGGAUUACUCGUGUCAACCUUGUUUGGCACAGACAAAGUUGCUAUAAAGCCCAAGUGCACAACCUUGUACCUCAUUUUCCUAAGCCUUGCUACAGUCAACUUCACCACUAGUCUCCUCCAGCACCUUAGUUUUGUUGUGAUGGGUGAAAACUUGAUGUGUGUUCGAAAUAGUUAUGUGCUGUAAGCUUAGUACUGAGAUGCAUUACUUCAAAUGCAAUGCUGAAUUUAUAGAUGCUAUGGGAGUAGUCUGUACAAAAGGUGCGAAGUGGUACAAUGGGCUGGUGGAUACAUUUAUUUUGGAGCUGUUGGAUUGCAUAGUGGAAUGUAAGCGAAGGGAUCUGCUGCAUCAGGUGAUCUUUCUCGGUCAUGCAUAGGUUGUUAAUGUAUGGGAUGCGGGGGAGCUACUUUGCUGGUGGAGUUUGUUACUAUGUUGGAUUGUCACUUACUCAUCAGCUGGCUUUUAUUGGUCGUAUAGGUAAGGACAGCCUAUAAGUCGUCAAACUUUUCAUUUGUCGCCUUAUCUAUUCACAAGGUUCCACUUUAUUUCUUGAUGACCUAGCAAUUUGACUAUCCAACUCCCUUGCAUAUGCAGAAACAUUCAUCGCUUGCAUUGUGGUCUCGCUCAUCGUAUCUUGGAGGCUUGCUAUUGCUUCUCUUCCCUUAAUGGUGUUGUUUGCCGGUCCCUGUCUUAUGUUUGGGAAGAUCAUGACUGAUUUCACUGAUACAGAAGCUUGAAACGUAUGCCAUUUCCGGUGGCAUUGCAGAACAAGCAAUAUCUACAAUCAGAACUGUAUACUCUUGUGUAGCAGAACGUCAAACACUGGAGAAGUUCAGCAAUGCCCUUCAGAAGACCCUGGAAUUGGGCAUUAAGCAAGACCUUGCCAAGAGGAUUAUGAUGAGGUGCAUUGGAAUUUCUUACUUGGGAUGGCCUGUUGAGGCUUGGUUUGAUGCUUAUCUGGCGACUUAAAAUGUACAAAAGGAUGGCUCCUUUGUUGUGCCUCAGUGAAUGUCAUCAUUGCAGGAAUGUGAGUUAUCGGUUAUCUUUAGUUUGAUUGCAUUUCGAGUCCAUGAUUUCGGUUGUCAGCUUUGGGAUUCAUUUCAUUCAUCUGUGACCCUGCAGGAGUAUAAUGAUUUUUUGCCUAAUCUAGCAUUACAGAAGCAAGUGCAGCUGUGAUUAACCACAGAACCAUAACUUUCUUUUAAUCCCAGAAGAGAAUUCUUGGCCUCUUCAAGUCCACCCUUGAGAGGACCUAAAGAGGAGAGUUUUAGACAUUCUUAUUUUUCAGACAAUUGGCUCUCAAUUCGUCAAUAAGGCCUCAAUUGCUUUACGUUAGUGGUAUGUUGGGAGGCUUCUGACAGAGUGGCUGAUCGUAGCCAACAGCUCUUCUUCCAAUCAUAUCUUGCAGUUGUCUUCUCUGCUUAUGUAAUUGCAGAAUCUGGAAGUAUGACCAGUGACAUAUCUUAGGCUGGACUGCAGUUCAUGCUGUGUACAAGAUCAUGGACAGGAACAGUCAAAGAGCUCCCAGAAAUCGUCCUCUAAAAAGGAGUUCAAAGACUUCUUCUUCGAGUAUCCAACACGACCCGACUCGAUAAUAUUGAAGGGCCUCUACCUGAAGAUUGAACCAGGAAAGACCAUAGCACUUGUUUGGCCAAGUGGGUCCGAGAAAUCGACAAUCAUUGCUAUCAUUGAGAAGUUCGACGACCCUUGAUGGGCAGAAAGAGCUACAACCUUAGAUGGCUGAGAUCUCAUUUCGUUGGUGAGGCAGGAGCCAAGCUUGUUUUCAGGAACUAUCCAAGUAAACAUUGCCUACGGUAAGCAGGAUGCACAAGAAUCGGAGAUAAAAAAAAUUUAUAUGCAUCUCUUGCCAAGGCUCAUGCAGUUAUCAGGUGAACAUAAUCGUACUGUCCAAAUCCUGGUUUUGAGUACUUCUGUAUACAGCUCCACAAACCUCAGGCUUCUGAUGAUGAUGCAUAUAUUUUUGGGUAUGGCGCAGCAGAUUGAGCGAGGGUUGUGGCACAUAUUGUGGAGAAAGACGAGUUCAGUUAUCCGGCGGCCAGAAACAAAGUAAGGGUGCAAUUGCCUGAGCCAUACUGAUUACUGAAGAAUCCAAAAGUCCUGCAGGAUGUAUUGCUAUUUCGUUCCACGAGCGCACCAAGCAUGUGGAGAUGGAUUGCUAUUUCGUUCGUGUGCAGUCUGCUGAUAUCCAGCCGCAAAAGGUACAUACCAGCUCCCAGUUGGCAGAUCUGUUUACCAAUGCGUUAGGCACUGAGCAAUUUCAUCACUUAUUGUCCAAGCUUGGCGUUUGUAACCUUCACGCUCCAGUUUGAGGGGGAGUAUUGGACCUGGUUGUCCGUUUCAUAUUGUUUUGGGGAUCAUUCUGUAAUUCUCCCUAUUACCUACGUUGCAUGUAAUUGGGUAUAAAAGGGUUGUGGCCGACCUCGGCAACCCUAAGGGUGAAGGAUUGCGAUUGUACUCUUCAUCAUAUAGUGAAACUUCAGCCUGAGAGCUCUGCUCUCCGCGGAUUAGUCCCGGUUUCCGGGGAUACCACGUAAAUUGACUGUUCUCUCUUUUCCGCGUUUAGAUUAUUUUACAGGAUGAGGCAAUGAGUACUGCCCUCUACACUGUCUCGGAGAACUUGGUCCAAGAGGCAUUGGAAAGAAUGGUGGCUGGCAGAACUUGCAUGAUGGUGGCUCACCGCGGCUCUCUUCAGAAUUCCGACAGCAUUGCAGUGAUCAAGAAUGGCCAAGUUGCAGAGGAAGUAUAUCACAUAAUGAGCUCAUGUCGUUAGGACAGGAAGGAGUUUUAGUCUCUCAUCAGUUGACAGAACCAGGAUAUAUACGAGCUCAUGUUCCUUAUUCACAAUUAGUUUCUUGUAACCAUGGGACAUUUUUCUAGUUCUUGAUGAACCUGAAAUUUUUAUAUGGCUUGAUCAAAUCAAAGAUUCCAACUUCGACAAAGCUGCUUCACUCCAUUAUAUCUCAUCUUCACCGUAGAAGCACCUAACCUACAAACUACCCCACUCCAGUUGUACAAUCUUUUACACAAUCGAGAGGAGAGAGAGAUAAGUGAAGUUGCAGACCUGUAACUUAUUGAUUUGGCAGGGAGAGAAUGUAAUUGGUUGGAGCUUCUGUGUUCAAUCAAGGUUGGAAUUUCUGGGUUCAAUUAAGUUUUGAGUUAAGAAUUUUUCAAAUCUUAUUUUUUCUUCGGGAAAGAAAGUUAGCAUCACAAC